UGGCUUUGCACCUGCCCUGUGGAAGGGUAGGGGUCUCAGGGCAUCGCCAGAGGGAAGGAUGGGUUUGAUGGCUGGUCCAGGUGUGGGGUGAGCCCGGGCACACGGCCUCUCUGGCACACAAAAACUGGGUAACCCCAUGCUCCAGCCCCCUCCCCAAAACUGGGAGUGCUCACUGCUGCAGCAAGGCUCGUAAGAGAGAUAAGGGGAGCCUUUGACAGCUCCAUCCGAGACCUCCAGGAAGGGCUGGAAGGAGCAGGGGACCCUCCCAAGCUCUUUGGAAAGGGCUGGACUGCGCCCAGCCGGAGGUGUUUUAAUGACUGUUUUGGAUCCCCGGGAGCCAACCUCCUCCCACUCACCCGGGGAAAUUCACCUCCUCCGCCGGGCUGCAGCAGCUGUUGACUGGUGGAUUGUGGCUGGUAGAACUGGUUCUCUGCAGGGAGUUGUCUCCCAAAGCCUGGGAGACGUGGAUGGCCCGAGCUGCGGCUCCCGGCUCGGAGCCUGGCACAGAGGAGGGCUCUGGUUUUGCGUGGCACUGCUGGGCAGGGCGGCUGUGGCACACAAAUCACAGCCUGUGUCAGGUAGAUAAGGAGCCAUGUGAUGCAGCUGCUGGGGACAGGGUGGCAGGCAGGGUGAAGGUGCACAGGGAAAUAACCUUGCAGGGAGUUUCUCCUUCUCUCCGUCCUCGGGGAGCAGAAUCUCGGGGCAGCGCUGAUCCCUGCUGGCUCUGGAUGCCUGCUCGGCUUCUGGGGGCUCUCUGAAACACCCAGGAAGCGAAAAUGUCCCUUAGCAGGAGGAACUGGUCCGAUCUGUCCAGCCUGGCCAGGCAGAGGACCCUGGAGGAUGAGGAGGAGCAGCAGAGAGAGCGCCGGCGAAGGCACCGGAACCUUCUGUCCUCCACAUCCAUGGAUGAGGAACCUGCCAGCCCUGCCAAAGACACCAGCCCAGCUUCCAGCAGGCCUCCAUCUCUGGUGAAGCUGCAGUCCCUGGAGGAUGGGGAGGAGCAGAAGCUCUCGGAGGUGCUGAAGACACAAGAAGGGAGAAGGACGAGGUGUCUCCCAGCCGUGUCUGAGAAGCUGAGGCAGGAGCCGGAGCAGAAGGAGCCCGGGGUGGGAGGAAGCUGCCCGGAGGCAGGAGCGCAGCCCCGCAGGAGGCAGGAGAGCGGCCGGGCUGCAGAGCAGGGCCAGGAGCCAGCCAAGGGCAGAGGGGACCCAGCAGGAGACAAGAACCUGGAGCCAGCCUCUGAGAGGAAGGGGAUGGUGAGGGCACGGCUCCAGGACAAGGAGCAGGGAGUGUGGACUCCUCGGGGGGAGCAGAGGAAGGAGCCACCCGAGGUGGGAAGCUGCCGGCUGCGGGAGGUGAAGAUCCUCACCAGGGUGGGAAACCGGAGCACAGAAGAGAAAACCUCGGCUGUCACCUCAUCUCCAGAGCAGCAGCAGCCAUCCAGGAACCCCUCAAAGCAGGUAAUUCAGGAGUUCCCUCCCCGAGAUGAGCCUGCAGAAAAGCCAGACCCUUCUCCAACUCACAUCACCUUCAGCAGCUCCAUCCGACGGGCCAGCCCAAGAACUGUCUCCUUUAGGAUCAUCUCCAGGAAGCAGAAAGAAGAGAGCCCAAGCCCUCUCACAAGGAGUGCGAGCCUGAGGAUCCCAGGCAGCAACAGCACCAUUGGGGAGAAGCUGGAAAAAUACAACUCGGCUGUGCAGCGCUCAGAGGGGGUGAAAUCCUCCGUGCCUGUCCACAAGAGUCGCCUGCUCUCCUCGGAGGGGGUGGCGAGCAAGCGCAACUUCUUCGAGGGCAGCGCUCCCGGCAAGGCAGAGGCAGCGGUGGUGAGGAAGGACAGCCUGAAGAUCCCAGGAUCAGUGACAUCCCGCAUUAAUCUGUGGAUCAGCCGGGCUCAGGAGCCUGCCAAGGAGGAAAAUACCAAGGAAAUCCGGAGAAUCAACAGCCUGGCAAAGAGAGAUGUCUGGAUAAAGCAGCCUGGAGACACCUCUGGAGACACCAAGCUGCAGUAAUACCAGCUGUGGUAUCAAACCAUCUGGGAAAAACUGGUUUGCUCCAAAGAUCACAGCCCAGCCCUACCCAACCGUCCAAAAGCCACUGCCACGAGUCCCCUGUGCCACGUGUGGGUGCACCAGGUCAUGGGGUCCUCUGCUUGUGGGAUGGGAAGGAAGAAGCCUGGCAGAGUGUCCCUGUGCCCCCAGUCCCCACUCACUGCCUGUCUGGGGGUGUCCAGGCCACCAGGCUCCCCACAGAUGCUGAAGACAAACUCCUGCCUUGUUUGCCCACCACAUUUUGCUGUUCUGUUCCUGAUCUCUGCCCGUGCCCCAGAACUGCCCACACUGCCCUGGCAGCUGGAAGAUGUCAGUGGGGCGAGAACCUGCCUGGCCAAGGGAGUUCCAGCCUCACCUCCAUGGACCGUGCCCGUCCCUGCUGCCUGGGGCAGGUGGGGCAGGCAGUGUCACCCCCUGGCCAGGCUGUCACUGCCAGGGUGACCCAAGCAGAGGAUGAUGUUCAUGAAGUCACACCAGUGCUCUGAGGCGCCCCACGGAAGAAGGGGGAGCUUGGCCCUGGGGCUUCCUUCCACACGCAGCUGAACCAGAGACUGCUCCUUGUCCCUGUCCCUGCAGGCAGUGACUCUUCAUGCAGUGAUGCAGGGGGGGUGAGCUGGCCCUGGCUGUGGCCACAGCCCCGUGUGGGGCUUGUCAUGGAGCUGAGUGCCCUGUGCUGGGCCCCAUUUCCCUCCUGCCUUCCUGAGCCCUUUGCUGUGUAGCCCCUGAUCCUGCAUUCCCUGUGGAAUGUCCCCAGCAGGGACAGGGGAUGCUCACUUGAGGCCUUUAGGGUGCCAUGGACAAAAGGCUCAAACUCUCUUAUUGGGGCCAUUCUUUGGGUUUGGGUUGUGCUUUGAGCCACCACUGUGGUGACAAAUCCAGUGUGGGAACCUGCUGCUGCCCCUGGGGCUGAUCCUGCUUGUAGGGCUUGGGAAAGGACUUGGCUUUCUCUGUGCUUUUUUUUUUUUUCUAAUAAAAGUUUCUCUUUCUAAGACA
Messenger RNA from Cyanistes caeruleus (blue tit), 3041 nucleotides. It is a transcript of the gene LAD1, whose product is annotated as ladinin 1. Lineage: Eukaryota; Metazoa; Chordata; Aves; Passeriformes; Paridae. Gene Ontology annotation, molecular function: structural molecule activity. The record is from RefSeq and is a predicted model, not a curated record.